This is a messenger RNA of Miscanthus lutarioriparius, 213 nucleotides long. The record is from the annotation of a GenBank genome assembly. Lineage: Eukaryota; Viridiplantae; Streptophyta; Magnoliopsida; Poales; Poaceae.
AUGAUCAUCCCGGUGCGCUGCUUCACAUGUGGCAAGGUGAUCGGGGACAAAUGGGAUGCGUACCUCGAACUCGUCCAGGCGGACUAUGACGAGAGGGUAGCUCUGACUGCCUUGAAGUUAAACCGUUACUGCUGUAGGCGAAUGCUGAUGACCCAUGUCGACCUCAUUGAGAAGCUCCUCAACUACAACAGCUGCAGUCACCGAUUUGCGUAA